Messenger RNA from Brassica napus (rape), 3149 nucleotides. RefSeq names its product probable CCR4-associated factor 1 homolog 5. Gene Ontology annotation, molecular function: nucleic acid binding; poly(A)-specific ribonuclease activity. Gene Ontology annotation, cellular component: CCR4-NOT complex; P-body; CCR4-NOT core complex. The record is from RefSeq and is a predicted model, not a curated record. NCBI's taxonomy places the organism in Eukaryota, Viridiplantae, Streptophyta, Magnoliopsida, Brassicales, Brassicaceae. The transcript has a single exon. Bases 642 to 1610 code for a protein of 322 amino acids.
AAACUAAGCAAAAUUUUAACUAUUUAGAUAGUCUAAAUAUAUGAAAAUAUGUAAAAUUUUAAGAAAUUUAUAGGUCAGAUUUUAUAAGUUUUGAUUCAUUUACAAUCUAAACUAAACGAUUUAUUUUAAGCUCUUCUCAUUGCUUUUUAUCAAUAGACUUUUUAUUAAUAUUUUCCAUUUGAAAUUUCCAACUUAAUUAACGCAUAUAACUAAACAUAUUCUAAUAUAAUAUUUACAUUUUAUCAACGAAAAAAUAGGAACAAAACAAUUGAAUUAGAUAUUUGAUGUCGGUUUAAUUUUGUUGGUAUACUUCUCUCCCUUCAGAUUCUAGUGUCUUUUAAUUUGAAAAACCAAUAAAAGAAAAUCUAUGUUUAGAAAAGGAAAUUUGUAUUUGCUCCAAAAACAAAAAGGAAAUUUGUGUUCAAGAAAAGGAAAUCUGAGGCCAAACGGUCAACGUAAACAUUCGGCUUGUUAAGAAAAGGAAAAGUUUGGGUGGGGAAAAAAGGAAAAUCAUAAACAUAUACAGUAUAUAUAUAUAUAAUCAAUCACACACAACAAUACUCACUGCACUUUUCGUUUUCUGAAUAACCUAAAAAGAAACAAAUCGCAGAUACAGACUAGAGUGCUUCUUCUUGUGGGAGAUGACGACCAUCCGCGAGAUCUGGUCUUGGAACAAGACAGAAGAGAUGAAUUUGGUGCGGGAAUCUCUUAGAAGCUGCAAUUACAUCUCUGUGGACACAGAAUUUCCCGGGUGCCUGAAAGAGACCGUCAUGGAAGCUAGCGAGGAGACUCGUUACCAAAACCUGAGGUUCAAUGUGGACAAAACCAAACCAAUUCAACUGGGUUUCUCCUUAUUCGACAGUGAAGGAGCAAUCAGCGGAACCUGGGAGGUCAAUUUCUCCGACUUCGACGAGACAGAGGAUCUUUGCAACGAGAAGUCCAUCGCCUUCCUCAAGCGCAACGGGCUCGAUUUCAAGAGAAUCAGAGAGGAAGGAGUUGGCAUCAAAGAUUUCUUCACAGAGUUUACUCGGAUGGUUAAAGAUGAAGAAGACAAGAAGAUUAUUAAUUGGGUUACUUUUGAUGGAUCGUACGAUUUAGGUUAUAUAAUUCAAAGCAUGACCGGGCGAGAAAGGCUUCCCGACACGUCACUUGGGUUUAACGACACGGUUCAGAAACUCUUAGGGUUAACUUUCGACGUGAAGAAACUUGCGGGACAGUGCAAAGGACUCAACAGCCGUUUCGGGUUGCAAAGAUUAGCCGACGAGCUUGGCAUCAGACGUGUCGGAGAAGCCCAUCACGCUGGCUCCGACAGCCAACUGACGGCUCGUGUGUUCGCUAACAUAAAUCUCACUUUCUCUCGUGACCUAAAGCGGAAGCGAGAACAUGAACGAGAGAUUGUGAUGAUAAGGCGGGAACAUGACCGAUUGCAACAACAUCUUUUUAUGCAGCAAGUGAUGGAACAAGAGAUUCUUAUGCGCAGAUGUGUGCCAAGAAGAUGUUAUGGACCAGUCCAUCCACCUAGACCGAUCAUGUAUGCUCAUUAUCCAUCUCCCCGUGGCUACUUUGUAGUGCCGGUCGCACCUAGAUUGUCAAGGAAUGCACAACAGUGAAACAUUCGUAAAGAAAUUGUUCAACUACUGAUGUAUAUAUUUGUCAUAUCCUUCUUUUAAAUACAAAUACUAACUUUCUCACUGAACCUUCUGUGUUUACAUUCUUUCAACUUAAUUUUCUAACUGCAACACGAUAAUAACACUUUCAAAUAUUAACAUGUUUUCACCAACCCUGAACCUCAGACAAUAUACUACUAUAAUAGCCUCUAUUAAAAACAGUGGUCCGUUUUUUACUCCAAAAUUUCUUCAACAAGUAGUCUUCUGUCCACGUUCCAUGUAGCUGAAGCCUCAACCAAAUUGAAUGGCUCUGUUCGUGUGCCGCUUCCAUUAUCACUCGGAAGGCUACGCUGAUAUUUCAAUUAAAAAUCACAUGUAUCAUAUCUAUCAAAAUCACUGUAUAAUCGUCAAGAUUCUUCAAGAGCAAGAUAAAAAUAGGAGGUUGUUGGUAACGGCUAUGUAUUUUUUUAUAUAUUUAAUUGGUAACGGCUAUAUAUUGCUUGUACUUUAGCGGUUGUUGAUUUUUCUUCCCUUUACCUGGAUUCGACAGAAGAUUAGUACCUCAUAAUUACCUUAGAUUUGUCUCAGGUUCUGUUGGUGAGUAUUCUCAUGCCAUUUCAGCCCUAUUAUCCCUUGGUCGGAUAACACUUUAUGUUUGUAGUGAUCAAACUUAUUUCGCUCUUCCAGCUUGUGCUCAGUCCACAAUUAUGCAGGUUGAUAUCUCCUCCUGAUUUUGAUUCGUGUUUCCUUAAUUUUUGGCUUUUCUUAAUCAUGUAAUAAGAGUAUUGUUUGAUCGGAAAACGGUAAUAAAGAAGACGUGGGUUUAACAAAGACGUUUUAUUAUGGUCGGAAGAGACAAUCAGUCGGUUACAAGAGAGGUAAGAAAGUGCGACAGAGAAGAAGCCGGUAACUCGGGGAGCUACCGGAAAAGUACAAAUAACGGCAAGAUGAAGCAAAGGUGAAAACCCUAAUCUAGCCGCCAAGUGUUAGUCAGAUGAUUUCGGAUCCUUUUCUCGUUCCUCUUCCUUCUCCUUAUAUAGUCCUCUGAUGUGUCGUUCUUGACCUAGCUUAUGUCGUCUUCGCGGGCUUUCCUUAUUGGGCCGAAAGGCCCGUAUUCAUUCGAGCGGUCGCCGAGCCGGAUGCCUCUUAGUCGACAACGAUCGACUCAAGGUACUUCAGAGGCGAGCCGAGAGACUGACCUAUUAAGCCGACUAUCCGAGCCGUUGCUUCCCUUGGUCCGGGCCAGGCCUUCUAUUCUUUGGGCCUUGUGGGAUGGUUAGAUCCAUCUCCUACAGUAAAUCCCCCCGGUCCAUCAGUGAGCGAGGAGUCGCCUAGCUCAUGAUGGAUUCUGGAACUUGAAGGUUCAAAGGAAUAGAAGUCCUGUCGGGAGGUUAAAGCGAUGGGUCGCGGAAAAAGCUGUGAUGACGCUUUCUCUCGGAACUGUUGAAUCGCCGGCUCCCAGAUUUUUAGUCGGCGUGUCUUGGUUAAUUGCCGGUUUAACCAAUUUUAGGAUAACCGUCGAUUAAUUAAGACGAGAAGCCG